AUGCUACGCCCUCUGGCUGAGUACCCGGGAGGGCCGGAUCCCUAUUACUCACGGCCCUACGGUAGAAGUGAGCCUAUAUCAGAGGAUGGUCUAGUCCAAUCCCCUUCUAACUAUGACGAGGGCAUACUAGAUAACUCGAGUGCCAUCCGCCACAGCAUAGACAGUGGAUAUCAUGGAGGCUCUUCUGGCUUUCCAGCCUAUCCAGAUUCUAACCAGAGACAGCCAUCGACCAUAUGGGAUCCUGCGCGACAGUCGAGUCAUUCAUACCCAUCACCAACUCCAUCGCAAUAUGACCCCGUCAAUGGCGCCCCAGCGCCCUCGCACCUUAGUUACCAAUCGGAUGGGUACAGCCCCUAUGGCCUACAGGAGACUUUCACUGACUAUAAGGUUCAAACGACACCGUUCUACUCCAUCGGUAGGGUUAUUUCGGUCUAUUGGGCAGAGCCUGCCGGUGAUACCUCUGCACCUCACGGUCGUGGCAGCCCCUACUUCUACUUAACAGGGCAUGGUCAAGAAGUUCAUGCAAACAUUCGUAGAAUGGUCGUUGUCAAAAAUGAACAAGGCUGUUCGUGGUGCCUGGCCAUAUAUACAUACGGAGAGAGGGGCCUAAUGAAACCAGGCAUUGACCUGAAGACCCAUUCGGUGAUACACGUGAGGGGAACCCAGCCGGAAUAUUAUGGAUCAGGCCGGGUGCCUGGAAUAUCCCCUAUCAUGAUAAACCCUUAUACCCCAAGAGAUCAACUUCAUCCUAAAUCUUGUCUAAACUUUGGAAAGGUCUUUACUGUGGAUCACAACAUCAAGGUAAAGCCCAUUGGCCAAGUCAGCGAAGAAUGUAUGCGAGUAUUCCGACGAGCUUGGAGACAAUGCGUUGAAAACGAAGAGUAUGGCAAUUAUGAACCUCUGAACGGUUACCCUACCGAUUCCUACCGCUGA
This is a messenger RNA of Nannizzia gypsea CBS 118893, 933 nucleotides long. RefSeq lists its product as hypothetical. Lineage: Eukaryota; Fungi; Ascomycota; Eurotiomycetes; Onygenales; Arthrodermataceae. The transcript is spliced from 7 exons. The coding region runs from base 1 to 933 and encodes 310 amino acids. The record is from RefSeq and is a predicted model, not a curated record.